Molecule: messenger RNA, 5695 nt
Organism: Carassius gibelio (silver crucian carp)
Lineage: Eukaryota; Metazoa; Chordata; Actinopteri; Cypriniformes; Cyprinidae
Gene: slc4a4b
Product: solute carrier family 4 member 4b
Exons: 28
Coding region: 359-3673 (1104 amino acids)
Biological process (GO): bicarbonate transport; monoatomic anion transport; regulation of intracellular pH
Cellular component (GO): plasma membrane; basolateral plasma membrane
Molecular function (GO): solute:inorganic anion antiporter activity; sodium:bicarbonate symporter activity; monoatomic anion transmembrane transporter activity
Source: RefSeq, a predicted model, not a curated record
GAGGAGGGCGAGAUCUUUAAAUAUGGAACACGGCUCGAGACGAGCGCGACGCGAGCAGCUUUACGCGCAACGUGGAGCGUGUUCCGACGCCACGGGGAGAGUUCGUGAGCCUGUUGCGUUAUGACUGCUGGAGUGACCGAAUGCAUUGUAGAUAGUAGAAGCAACAGCGAAUUAUCUCCGGCUCCAGACAAACAGGAGUGAGUCUCUGUAUGUGCUCCUGCAUUUACGCAUCCAGACACGCUGAACUUGGAGCGAAUUCGCACUUGCGCGUCUUUCUGAAGCCUGGACGCACUUUAAUUCAGCGUAAGGAGAAGUUCCAGCUACUUUGAUAGAAGAGGACGCGUGCGGCACGGUCAACAUGAGCGACAAAAACAAAAUGGAGGAUGAAGCCAUAGUGGACAGAGGAGCGUCCUACAUCAAAAAUGUGUGUGAUGAAGAGGUCGAGGGUCAUCACACCGUCUACAUUGGAGUUCAUGUGCCUAAGAGUUACCGUCGCCGUCGACGACACAGACGACGAUCCAAUCACAAAGAGAGGAGAGAGCGACUGAUGGAAAACGCCAGCGACAGAUCAGACACCGAGACUGCAGACGAUCCAUCCUCCAGCAUUCUCAAACCUCUCAUUUCUCCGGCUGCAGAGAGGAUCCGCUUUAUUUUGGGGGAAGAAGACAGCGGUCCUCCUCCGCCGCAGCUCUUCACCGAACUCGACGAGCUUCUGGCCGUCGACGGUCAAGAGAUGGAGUGGAAGGAAACAGCCAGAUGGAUAAAGUUUGAGGAGAAGGUGGAGAAGGGGGGAGAACGGUGGAGUAAACCUCAUGUAGCCACUCUGUCUCUUCACUCACUCUUCCAGCUGAAAAACUGCAUCGAGAAAGGAACAAUCAAGCUGGACAUGGAGGCCAACUCACUUCAGCAGAUCGUCGAAAUGAUCACUGACAGUCAGAUUGAGAGCGGGCAGCUGAAGGCCGAUCUGAAGGAGAUGGUCAUGUACACUCUGCUGCGGAAACAUCGGCACCAGACGAAGAAGUCCAACCUGCGUUCGCUGGCAGACAUCGGCAAAAGCGUGUCGAGCGCGAGUCGUCUGUUCAGCAACCAGGAGAACGCGCGCAGUUCUAUCGAUCACUCUGUGCCUUGCUUUGCCACCCUUGACCCUGACGAGCAAAUUCAGAUGCAGAGAAGCAACAGCAUGGGACUUCUCUGUAGUCCGACCACGGCUCAUCGUAACCUGACCUCCAACAGCCUGAACGAUCUCUCAGACAAACCUGAGAAAGACCAGUUGAAUAAUAAAUUCAUGAAGAAAAUUCCCCGUGAUGCAGAGGCGUCAAACGUACUGGUCGGCGAGGUGGACUUUCUGGACGCUCCCUUCGUGGCGUUUGUGCGUCUCCAGCAGGCCGUCAUGUUAGGAGGUCUCACUGAGGUCCCUGUGCCCACACGGUUCCUUUUUAUUUUGCUGGGGCCCAAAGGAAAGGCCAAGUCAUACCGUGAGAUCGGACGUGCCAUCGCCACGCUCAUGUCUGAUGAGGUGUUUCAUGACAUAGCUUAUAAAGCGAAAGACCGUGGAGACCUGCUGGCAGGCAUUGAUGAGUUCCUGGAUGAAGUCAUCGUGCUUCCUCCAGGGGAAUGGGACCCUGACAUCAGGAUCGAACCUCCUAAAUCCAUCCCGUCUGCAGAUAAACGUAAAAACAAUAUUGCCGGAGGUGAAGGUGUUCAGAUGAACGGCGGUGCUCCUUAUGACGGGAGUCCAGCAGGCGGCGGUGGCCACGCGGCCGGUGAUGAACUCAAAUUUACCGGCAAGUUUUGCGGCGGUCUCAUUCUGGACGUCAAGAGGAAGCUCCCGUUUUAUGCGAGUGACUUUUACGACGCUAUCAACAUACAGUCUCUGUCUGCCAUCUUGUUCAUUUACCUGGGAACCGUCACAAACGCCAUCACCUUCGGAGGACUGCUGGGAGACGCCACCGAAAACAUGCAGGGUGUGUUGGAGAGUUUUGUGGGGACGGCGUUGACAGGUGCUGUGUUCUGUCUGUUUGCGGGACAGCCUCUCACUAUCCUGAGCAGCACCGGACCCGUGCUCGUCUUUGAGAGACUGCUCUUUAACUUCAGCAAGGAUAAUGAUUUCGACUAUCUGGAGUUCCGGCUGUGGAUCGGUCUGUGGUCUGCUUUCUUGUGUCUGGUGCUGGUGGCCACAGACGCCAGUUUCCUGGUGCAGUACUUCACCCGCUUCACAGAGGAAGGGUUUUCUGCUCUCAUCAGCUUCAUCUUCAUCUAUGACGCCUUUAAGAAGAUGCUCAAACUGGCUCACCAUCAUCCAAUCAACUCCGACUUCAGCAUGGACCUGGUCACACAGUACGGAUGCCACUGCACUCCUCCGGACGGCAACAUUUCAGCUGAGUAUAUGGAGAAAAUGGAGGCUCUGAUGAACAGCACUGGACAGCACCAUCUGAACGCGACCUGGGCCUCUCUGACUCGCUCUGAGUGUUUGGAGUGGGGCGGUCAGCUGCUGGGACCGGCGUGUCAAUUCGUCCCUGAUAUCACACUGAUGUCCUUCAUCCUGUUCUUCGGCACAUACACCUGCUCCAUGGGUCUGAAGAAGUUCAAAACCAGCCAGUUUUUCCCAACUACGGUCCGCAAAAUGAUCAGUGACUUCGCCAUUAUUCUGGCCAUUUUGAUCUUCUGUGUUGUGGAUGCGCUGGUCGGUGUGGAUACACCCAAACUAAUAGUGCCAAGUGAAUUCAAGCCGACGAGUCCAAAUCGUGGUUGGUUUGUUCCUCCGUUUGGAGGAAACCCGUGGUGGGUUUACCUGGCCUCGUUCUUACCUGCUCUUCUGGUCACCAUCCUCGUCUUCAUGGACCAGCAGAUCACGGCGGUCAUCGUCAACCGCAAGGAGCACAAGCUGAAGAAGGGAGCCGGGUAUCACCUGGACCUGUUCUGGGUCGCCAUUCUCUUGAUCGUGUGUUCGUUCAUGGGUCUGCCGUGGUACGUGGCAGCAACCGUCAUCUCCAUCGCACACAUAGACUCCAUCAAGAUGGAAACUGAGACCUCCGCACCCGGGGAACAGCCCAAAUUCCUUGGAGUCAGGGAGCAGAGAGUCACAGGAACAAUGGUGUUUAUUUUGACGGGUCUGUCCGUCCUCAUGGCCCCCAUUCUGAAGUUCAUCCCUAUGCCCGUCCUGUACGGCGUGUUCCUCUACAUGGGUGUUGCUUCUCUCAAUGGUGUCCAGUUUAUGGAUCGUCUCCAGCUCUUGUUGAUGCCUGCAAAACACCAACCAGAUCUGAUCUACCUGAGACACGUACCGCUCAGACGGGUUCACUUGUUCACCUUCAUACAGGUGCUGUGUUUGGCUCUGCUGUGGGUGCUGAAGUCAACAGUAGCAGCCAUCAUAUUUCCUGUGAUGAUUCUAGCGUUGGUCGCGGUGAGAAAGGCCAUGGAUUAUGUGUUCUCGCAGCACGAUCUCGGUUACCUGGAUGACGUCAUGCCCGAGAAAGACAAAAAGAAGAAAGAGGAUGAUAAAAAGAAGAAGAAAAAGAAAGGCAGCAUCGACAGCGACAUGAACGACUCGGAUUUUCCAGCCAAUGAGAACAUUCCCAGCAUAAAGAUCUCCAUGGAGGCCAUGGAACAGGAGCCAGUGCUGGGGGAGAAACCCUCAGACCGAAAGCCCAUGUCCCUCCUCACUCCCUACUGAUGGAAAGCACUUUUUCCUUUCCAAGACUGUGUCAAGUCAGGAUUUAAACCCCUUUAAGAAUAUGGUGCCUCAGAUAAGAGUCGAUUUGGACCCCGAGAACAACAAAUUCUUCUGGAAAACUCCAGCCUCCGAAACGUCUCUUUAAACACUCCUGAAACACUUUCACAAAUACACUUUUAGGUCCAGAGGAUUUUUGGUCAGUCAGCAAAAGAAAAAACUUUGCUAGAAUGUUUCUUUUUAAAGUCCAACAAAAAAAAAAAGACGAAUGUUAUUUCUACACUACAACCAAUAGCUCCACAAACACAAACUCUUUACCAAAGAAUUUUUUAAAACUUGCUUUAAUAUUUUCGCUCCUUUUGUAUGUCCUUCUGACGUUUUGGUAGCAUUACUGUUGGAAAGUUGAAAAAAAGUAUUUUUAGGUUCUGGGUCCAGACUGAUUUUUUUUUUUUUUUUUUUUUUACAAUUUUUAAACUUUUAUAACGUUAUUAUUUUUUUAAACAAGAAGCAUGCCAGAAUCAUGUUAUAACCAGUCUUAAUAAUGUAGAAAAUAUUGAAAUAAGAAAUUUGAGGUUUGAGUUUUCUAUUAAAUUACUGCACUUCAUUCAAAUGAGCAUAUUAGAUCAAAUUUUCAAAAAAAUAUAAAUGAACAAAUUCACUUUUCUAUGGAAGUCACAGAAUACGAAAAAAAAAAAUGGUAAUUGUUAAUUAUUUCUCAAUUCUUUUCUUUUUUUCAUAGAUCACAAUUCCGAAUGUUAUUCUUAGAAUUCUGAGUUUUUAUCUGACAAUUCUGAGAAUUUUUUUUUAAAUUGCAGAAUUGCAAGAACAAAUUAGAAUUGUGAGAUAAAAGGCCACAAUUACCAGUUGUGUAAACAGGCUUAAAUAGUUUUUGUUGAUGCUUUUAUUAUGUUUUAUUUUCCCUCCGAAAACUCAAACCUUUAGUCUUUUAGAAGUGUAUUUAAGCAUAUAUUAUUACUAAACCACAAUGGUGGCUGUAACUAUUCAUCCCAAUAAGGGAAACUGCAGUUUUAAAGAAAUUUUUUUCUCCUGUUUUUCUAAAGACACUUAAAGUGGGAAACACUCAUGAAGACAAUGAAUAUGAUGUUCUAGUUCUACCUCUUAUAAUGGACUGUAGGUGCCAGGCACUCUGUGUUUGAGUGAAGCAUUUCUCUAUGCAGCAUGGAGCGGAUGUCGACGGCAAUCUUAAAGUCACAUGACUGGAAGAGUGGGAACUGUGUUUGACGCCUCUUGACUAAAAUCACACCUUUUGUGAACUCCAGAUCUGUUCCUUUGAUCAUAAAUGACAAUCCAUAACAGGGCGGAUACUUUCAAUGUGAUUGCGUUCAAUGUAUUUACUAUGAAGCAGAUGAUUUGUGGUGAUUUUAUUAUCUGGAUAUUUUUAUUGUACUUUAAUUUUUUUCAAAAAAAGAAGCAAUGCUGUUGAUAGCGACGUCUUUUAUACUGAGAUGAAACGUUGAGGGGUGUAAUGACUCAAUAAAUGAGAUUUAAUGUGGAACAGCUGCACCGAGUGACAGCAAUAUGCAAUGUAUGUGGGAACUUAAAUACUGCCAUUAAGACAGAUCACUUUCUCUUAUGAUCAGCACAAGGAUAUUUCAGUCGGCAGAUCUGAUGUAGAAUAUUUUUUAAACAUCACAACAUAUAUAUCUAUCUAUAUAUAAACUCCAAAUCAGUGUUUGUACAUAGAUCUUUUUAUCAUCAUCAUCUCUAAUCAAUAAUGUCUUCCAUUCUUUUGAUUGAAUUGCAUUGCCUGUGCAUUUUCAAGGACUGAACUGUUUUAGCCAGAUGCAUAUAGUGUGAAAUAAAUCAUUUCUUUUAGAUGCACUUUUUUUUAAACCUAAAAUUGAGAUGCAUUUACUGUCCUUAAUUCUCUUGUGGAAGCUGUCUUACUCUCUGAUUAUGACGCUACAGGCAAUAAUGAGAUUAACAGUUGAUCGCUGUUCUGUAAAAGGGAAUCACUCUGUAGCACUGUGAGGCGAUGGGCAAAUUAAAGCAAUUAUUAAACCA